GGAGGUGCAUAUUUGGCUGACUGCUAUGCCAGUCAACAAGCCUGAGAAAAAAAUUAAUACAUAACGAUUCAGUGUGAGGGUCAGAAACAAAGUAAGUGGGGGAAAGCGAGACAGAGAAAGAGCACAUAAACUGCAUUUGGCUGUCAUCAGCCAUUAUUUACGAUCCGGGAAGAAGUUUUCACCAAAAUGGGAGGGACUUGUUGACCUCUGAGAGUCACAGCAGGGGAACAAUUAAGAGGAAAAAAAAAAUGCCCGUGCCUGGGAAGAUUUUUCCACUCUGUGACUUAUGAACUUCACACACAAGAGCAAGUGACUCCAAAGCUUCAGCGUUGUUGCGUUGACUCAGCGCAGGAGAGCAUCAUGAUUUCUACAGCUCUCCACUGGCUCAUUCUGGUGUCAUUCAUCAUCCUUACCGUUGGUGGGAACGUGCUGGUAUGUUUGGCCGUGGGCCUCAGCCGCCGACUGUGGCGCAUCGCUAACUGCUUUGUGGUGUCACUGGCGGUGACAGAUCUCCUGAUGGGCCUGCUGGUGCUGCCCUUUUCUGCAACUCUGGAGUUACGCAGUGGGAAGUGGCCCUUCGGAGGCACCAUGUGUAACAUCUACGUCUCAUUGGAUGUCAUGCUGUGUGCCGCCUCCAUCCUGAGCCUGUUGGCCAUCAGCGUGGACCGAUACCUUGCCAUCUCGGCGCCCCUCAGUUACUCCUUGAGAAUCACCCCUCCGAGGGUGACGCUGGCCAUCGUCGGCAUCUGGGCCUUGUCGCUGGCCGUGUCUUUUGUGCCCAUUCACCUAGGCUGGAACACAGUCGACUACAGGGUGCAGCACUCGGACUGGCACAUGGGGCAAGACCAGGAGGAGGGACGCUAUUGCCAGUUUGAAUGGAAUAACAACUACAUCAUUUUUUAUGUCUUGUGCUCGUUCUACCUUCCUCUGAUGAUUAUGUGCGCCAUGUACCUAUGCAUAUUCAGAGUGGCACGCCAACAGGUGCAACGAAUCCGUGCGGCCACUCCGUCGUUCGCCCGCAUGGCAUCAACUGCGGCCACAGCCAAAGAGCACAAAGCUACCGUAACAUUGGCCGCUGUGCUGGGGGCCUUCAUCAUCUGCUGGUUCCCUUACUUCACCUUCUUCACCCGAACGGGACUCAAAGAACAGAUGAACCCCCCGACGACACUUCACUCUGUCCUCCUGUGGCUUGGCUACUUUAACUCAGUCCUGAAUCCCAUCCUGUAUCCCGCUUUGAACAGAGACUUUAGAAAAUCGUAUGCGGAGCUGCUCUUCUGUAGGGGAUCGUCACGCAGAAAACUGCGAGGGCGCAAAAGAUCGACCCUCUCGAAUGGAAAAAGGCAUUCCCGAUUGUCUGACGACACAGUUCAAGAAACUCAGAUGAAGAACUUGAAUAGCAAGAAAGCGGUACCCAACGAAUCUCUGCUUCGCUGCCCACAGCUCCAGAUUUGCUAACCAGUUUGUUUUUGGAUUUGGAUUCCAUUUGGUUUUGUU
This is a messenger RNA of Hippocampus comes (tiger tail seahorse), 1494 nucleotides long. RefSeq names its product histamine receptor H2b (gene hrh2b). Gene Ontology annotation, biological process: adenylate cyclase-activating adrenergic receptor signaling pathway; positive regulation of MAPK cascade. Gene Ontology annotation, cellular component: plasma membrane. Gene Ontology annotation, molecular function: G protein-coupled receptor activity. The coding region runs from base 361 to 1455 and encodes 364 amino acids. NCBI's taxonomy places the organism in Eukaryota, Metazoa, Chordata, Actinopteri, Syngnathiformes, Syngnathidae. The transcript is spliced from 3 exons. The record is from RefSeq and is a predicted model, not a curated record.